Messenger RNA from Durusdinium trenchii, 945 nucleotides. The record is from the annotation of a GenBank genome assembly. Lineage: Eukaryota; Dinophyceae; Suessiales; Symbiodiniaceae.
AUGACUUCGACUUCCACCACUUCCACCAGUUCGACAUCCAGCAGCACCACCUCGACCAGUAGCACUACGAGUACUAGCUCUACCACCAGCACAAGGUUGAACGAUGUGAUCCUGCCAUCAACGGUUGACACCGAGUCUGCCCAGGGUGCAGUGGUUGCAGCUGCCUUGCAAAGUGCGGUGGCGGCUUUGGAGUUCGUCGGGCAGGAUAGUGUGGUGGUAGAGACGGCCACCGGAAACGUUACUGUGGUGAAACUGGCACGGAGCAACAACGUGGAUCCAUCCGCUCCUUUCGUCUUCCAGUUUGCUGACGGUGGUGGCCAAACCAGUGGAGAUGCUGCUGUCGUGGUCUCAGUGCCGCUGUCAUUGGUGAGCCAACUUGAGUCGGAGGGCAAUGUCAUCCUGACGAUGGCACAGAUGGACCAGGAGUUGACAGACUCCAUUCCCAAGAGCUCGGCCGGAGAUGGCAAGGUGGUCAUCAAUGGUCCAGUCAUCGAGAUUUCUCUCAUCAAGGAGAAUCUGGGGCAAGUGGAAAUCGCCAAUGUGUCUGGUUUGGCCGAGCCAAUGAUUUUUCGACUGCAGAGCGCGUCUCCUGUUCAGGGAGACUAUUGUACCUCCUUCGACUUGGCGACCAAUUCUUGGUCUUCAAGUGGAAUGUCGUUGGUGGAUGCCAGCACUGUUGCGCAGCAGUUGCCUGGCAUGCCAACGAACGGAACUUGGUGCAUGACGACCCACCUCAGCAUCUUCUCGCUGGCUCAAGAUGUUUUAUUCAACGAGACCUUCGAGGCGAAGGACAUUGUCCUCAGCGUCACAAGAUAUCCUUUAUCUAUCGGGAUCGUGGCAGCAACCUUUGUGCUGGUGUGCUGCAUGUUUGGCCUUUGGUCCCUGCGUCGUCUACGAACUCCAGCAGGAGGAAAGACCAAGAUUCAGGACGACGACUGGAACUGA